This is a messenger RNA of Apus apus (common swift), 2186 nucleotides long. RefSeq names its product ankyrin repeat domain 40 (gene ANKRD40). NCBI's taxonomy places the organism in Eukaryota, Metazoa, Chordata, Aves, Apodiformes, Apodidae. The record is from RefSeq and is a predicted model, not a curated record. Gene Ontology annotation, molecular function: protein binding. The transcript has 5 exons. The coding region runs from base 89 to 1204 and encodes 371 amino acids.
GCGGGGGUGACACCGGCCGCCGCUCCGCGCCGCGCCCGCCGCUCGGUCUGCGGGGCCGGUCGGGGUCGGUGCUGGGGGGCGGGGGGAAAUGAGGGAUCUCUCCGGGCUGGAAGCGGCCGGUGGCUGCGGCGAGAUGGCGGCCGAGCGGGAGCGGCAGGAGCGGCUGCGGGAGGCGGCGGCGCUGGGGGACGCGGAGGAGGUGGAGCGGCUGGUGGGGCUGGGGGUCAGCCCCAACUCCCAGAACGAAGUCAACGGCUGGACUUGUUUGCACUGGGCCUGUAAACGGAACCAUGCCCGGGUGGUGGCCUACCUGCUUCAUGCCGGGGCUGACAAGGAGAUCCUCACCAAGAAGGGAGAGAGGCCAGCCCAGCUGACGUCAAAGAGAGAGAUAAGGAAGAUGUUGGGAGUGGAAGACGAUGAACUCUUAGAUGUAAAGAAAGAUUCAGAUCUGCCAAUCAUCCCUAAUUACCUGGCUAACCCACCUUUCCCUUAUGUUUAUAACACCAUGAGUAACAGUAUUCCAGAUCCCUCCAUGAAUGGGAGUGUCUCACACUUAGACUCACAAGACACCAACUCUUCUUCCUUACCUGCUGUGGAGCCUCGCACACGGGCAGCGCUACAGCACGGGAACGCUGCUCCCCAGCCAGCUGGGAAUGGAGAUGUGCCCUCAGUGCCCCGGGGCUGCACUGCACCACCACACUCCAAACCUGUCCUCCAGAGAGGUCCACUUUACCCGGGAUCUGUGUCCUGGAGCAGAAGUCCCCCUUCACCAGCUGGAUCAAACCAGUCUGUACCUCAGCAGGAGAACAGCUCCUGUAUGGGGCCUGUGCCAACGUUUCAGCCGGUUUUCUUCACAGGAGCUUUUCCACUUAAUAUGCAAGAACUGGUGCUUAAAGUUAGAAUACAAAAUCCUAAUCUUAGAGAAAAUGACUUCAUUGAAAUUGAACUGGACAGACAAGAACUGACCUAUAAGGAACUGCUCCGAGUCAGUUGCCAUGAGCUGGGUGUUAACCCUGAGCAUGUACAGAAGAUCAGAAAAUUACCAAAUACAAUGUUGAGAAAGGACAAAGAUGUUGCAAGGCUACAAGAUUUCCAAGAACUGGAGCUUGUUCUAACAGUAAGUGACACAAACUUACUAUUCAGAGUCCCAGCACUUUCUGGACAGAGUGGUUAUAACAAGAAGGCAUCAGAACUGACCUAUUAAUUGUUUAAAGACUAAAACAAAAGAUUUGGGUCUCUCAUUUUAAAAUGACAUUUGAAAUACAAUAUCUACAAGGGCUAAUGGUGUGAAAAUUUUGUAACCUUGAACUAAAGUCGUUAUGCAGAGUUACAGCCUCUAGUUAAUAUAAGAGUAAUGAAACUGAUAUGGAAGUAGCUUCAUGCAAAGGAAGUAUUGGCAGAACUGUUAAUGCAACACAUUUCCUUACAAAAAUCUGGAAAUACUGUAGAGUUAGCAACUCUCAGGGAAAGGGUUACCUUAAACUGUUCUAAUAAUUUGUUUGCUAUAAAAUAGCUAAAGAACCUGCCAUGAAACCCAUUUAAUAUUUGUACUGAGUCCAUUACCAUUAACAUUCACUCGUGUAUUUAAAGUCCUACCUUAUUUAGAAGAAAACAAAGAGAAGGGUUUAAAUCUGUGGAAGAAGCACAAAACCACAUCUAGUUUAAAUACUAUCAAGUGACUUAUUACCUGUGAUUUCUUAAUCCCUGUUUACACUUUUCCCUAUUUCUCAGGUUAAAACAAAAAAAUAUUAUCCAAAUCAGAAAUAUGCUCUCAACCAAAUUACCUGUUGUUGUUUUCUGUCAAUAUAACUAUAGUAUUGACAUGUGCAAUUUAAAAUACUAUCUUUGUUACUGUAUUGAAAACACCUUUAUCCAAUGCUGCUUUAAUUUCCCCCUUCAAAAGCACAAAAAAAAGUAAUUUUAUUUUCCUUUUACCUCUACAUUCCUGAGAAAUACUGAUCUUGAAACUUUAAAGUUGCCUGUGUGAAAAUAAACUAGUGAAAUGCCAGAGUUGUCUGGGCUGAUAUUAAAUCCUGAUGUUCCUAUGCAAUGUAUUUUUUUUCCAAUGACUUGUGUUUACCUGUGUUGUUUACUGAAAAAAAUAAUCACUUUUCCUGUUCCUGUUACUUAAAAAUUAAACUACUUUGCUAUGAAAUUCUGGAAUAAAUAAAUUGAAAAGUAUUUAA